Molecule: messenger RNA, 2709 nt
Organism: Nymphalis io (European peacock)
Lineage: Eukaryota; Metazoa; Arthropoda; Insecta; Lepidoptera; Nymphalidae
Gene: Rrp6
Product: exosome component 10
Exons: 15
Coding region: 100-2661 (853 amino acids)
Biological process (GO): exonucleolytic trimming to generate mature 3'-end of 5.8S rRNA from tricistronic rRNA transcript (SSU-rRNA, 5.8S rRNA, LSU-rRNA); nuclear polyadenylation-dependent snoRNA catabolic process; nuclear polyadenylation-dependent snRNA catabolic process
Cellular component (GO): nuclear exosome (RNase complex); nucleolus
Molecular function (GO): nucleic acid binding; nucleotide binding; 3'-5'-RNA exonuclease activity
Source: RefSeq, a predicted model, not a curated record
UUCUGUUCAUUUCAUUCUUCACAGCUCACCUCCUGCAUGGUGCAGUGGUGAUAUUUCAGUUUAUUUUAUUUAUGUUUAUACUUGGUUUAUUCAUACAACAUGAAUUCAGUUUUGAACCCAGAAGCUCCAGAAUUUUAUCCACAUUUAACAUCAGUUACGCAGGUACAGACUUCGUUCUGGAACAAAGUGAGCUUGAUAACGAAAUUAUUUCAUGGACAAAGAAAACAUUUAGCGAAGGAUGGAUAUACAAAAAUCACGAAAACAAUCAAACUGUCUAAUCACCUGCCUGCAGGAGUUGCAUACGAUAUAUUCAAAACAUACACUGAUUUUGGAGUUGUGUCAUGUAAAGUGAGCAAUAAUGUUGUUGUACGAUUGAACGACAUACUUGUCAAUGAACUGCCAAAUGUGAAGCUGAAACCAAAAAAUAUCGCAUACAACACAGAGAAAAUAAUAGACGCCAACGACAAUAUUAUGGACAGAGUUAACAUCCACAUUGACAAUGUGUGCAGAGUGAACGCACCAUGCGAGCAGUUCCUGGCAGGUGUCAAUCCGAACUGCAAUGCCUGGAGUGACAAGCCCCUUAUCACAAAGAUAGAGGUGGGGUCCGCCAUGUUCUUUGGGGCUAAAAAUGUACGAAGGCCCCAAUUGCGAUUCAAAGACACAAUCGACAACUCGAACAACCUAUGGGUCCCGAAGAUUUCGGACAAACCGAACAAUAUUAAACCACUGGCUUUGAACAUUUUGUUCAAUGAUGAAGGCCAGGCAGUUGGGUAUGAGCACCCUUACAAAGUGGAGAUCGAAACCUUUGAGCCGUCGCUCGAGGUAUUAUCGGCUGAUCCAGAGCCUCCGACGUUCCCACCACCGCUAGAGGAAACGAAUUAUACGUACAUCGACACCGAGGAGCUUGUCGAUCAGCUCGUGGAACAUCUCGAGACUGUCGAGGAAUUGGCUGUGGACGUCGAACAUCAUUCUUACAGGACUUAUCAAGGCAUAACCUGUCUGAUUCAAAUAACGACGUACGCCGGCGACUUUCUCGUCGACACUCUUGCUGUGCGUGAACAUGUUCACAAACUGAACUUGUCGUUCACCAACCCGAACAAGAUAAAAGUGUUCCAUGGCGCUGAGAUGGAUGUGCUGUGGCUACAGCGCGACUUCGGCGUGUACGUGGUUGGUAUGUUUGACACCCACAAGGCUGCACGCGCGCUCAACCUGCCAGCGCUCUCCCUAAAAGCCCUGCUCUUCCGUUACUGCGGGGUGAACACAGAUAAGAAGUUUCAACUCGCCGAUUGGCGCAUUCGUCCGCUGCCGGAUGAAUUGGUGCGCUAUGCGCGUUUGGACACGCACUACUUGCUGUACAUCUGGCGUCGUAUGAAGGGCGACCUGCUGGACGCGGGUGGAGGAGCGUACAACCGACUGCUCUCGGUCUUCGAAGUGAGCCGCCAUCUGUGUGGCCACACCUACAACAAGGAAGUGUUGCACGAGAACAGUCACAUGAACAUCUACACGCGCUCGAAGAAGUCUUUCAAUUCUAGGCAAAUGGCCGCCCUGCGGAUGCUGUAUCGCUGGCGUGACGCUAAUGCGCGGGAGAUGGACGAGAGCACAAACUACUUGUUGCCGAACCACAUGAUGUUGACGCUCGCCGAGACACUUCCAAAGGAAAUGCAGGGCUUGAGCGCUUGUUGCCACCCUAUGUCGCCGUUCCUCAAGCAGAAUCUCGUCACCGUGCACCGUAUGUUGCUGUCGUGCCGCGAGCUCCCGCUGGAACCCCUGCCGCAUGAGAUGCUGCAAGAAGACGAGUAUAUAGAGCCGCCGCAACUCACAUACGAUGUCCUUGAUUUGGGAAAUUACCCCGAAUACACUGACGACGGCGGACUGGACGAGGCCGCGGGCCCCCUGGAGGAGGUGGAGCUUCCCGAAAAUGCCGACAUUGCAGCCUUCAAGACUCCCAAGCCUGGCACUGGAUCGCGUUUGAAUGUGGAUGCGAAGAUGUUCAUACCACCGUACGACAGAUACAAGCAGUAUCGUUCUUUGGCGCAGAUUGAGGAGAUAAAGGAAUACAAUGAGAAAGAGGCGAAGAUUAAGGCCAUAUCAAAGGGCAACGAGUAUAUUAAGACUGAAGUGCUGAUCAAGUUACAGGAAGCAAAGACGCUCAUCGAAAAAGAGAAUAAGAAAAGCGAGAAAGAGCCCGAAGAUGAGGCUGUGGCACCGGUGGCCGAUGUGACAGGCACAGCUGCGCUGCGCAAGCGCAAGUUCUCAAAUGACAAAGGUGCUAAUAAGAACGAACCGAACACCACCCAGGGGAAGACUAAGGCUGAAAAGAAUAAGCCGCAGAAGAACAAGCUACAUAAGAGCAAGCACCCGAAGUACAAGCAGGAGAAGAACAAGUUGGAGAAGAACAAGCUGGAGAAGAACAAGCUGGAGAAGAACAAGCUGGAGAAGAACAAGCAGGAGAAGAACAAGCAGGAGAAGAACAAGCCGGACAAGAACAAGCCUGUGAAGAACAGGAACAAAAAUCGGAACAAGGCCAAAAAUAAAACCGAGGCUGUAGCCACAACUACUACUAACGUAAAGCCGUUCAACUAUAAGAACGUGAACUACAGGAAAUUCCGCGAGGAGCCGGAGCCGCACAAGCAGUCUAAGACAAAGCUGAAGAAAAAUUAAAAAAUAAUCACUUAUAUUAUAAGCGAAAGUAAACCCAUGUAAUCGAAA